Molecule: messenger RNA, 617 nt
Organism: Staurois parvus
Lineage: Eukaryota; Metazoa; Chordata; Amphibia; Anura; Ranidae
Source: the annotation of a GenBank genome assembly
UUAUAUUAGUGCAGAACACGUACCUUUAAUUUAAAUGCCCUUUGGAGUCUGCUGGGGGAAGAGAAAUAAUACUGAUCAGUCAGUAUGACAUGCAGAUAGAUGCCGUCGAUCUUAGAAUCACCGCACACUUCACUCAUUUGGGCAGUCACGGGGCCAAAACCAGUGUGGAGCCACAGUGUGGCGGUGGAGGCAGCACAAUGGGAGGCCAUACAGCACCCUAUGACAAAAUGGAACCCACCAGCAGUGUGAGGAGACCUGAAAGUGGCACAUGGCAGAGUGUGGCGAUGGAGACAGCAGCAAUGGAGGCCGUACAGGGACCCAUGACAGACUCUGGACCUGGCAGCAGCAUGAGGAGGCGGUACAGGGGCCCGGGGCCCAUUGGCCUGGGCAGUCAGCAUGAGGAGGCGGUACAGGGGCCCCAUGGCAGAGUGGCAAGCGUAUAAGCAGCUUAAAUUGAAGGCCAUACAGAGGCCUAUGUUAAAAAGUCCCCCCAGCAGCAGUGUGGGGAGACGACAUCAAGAGUCCAAUGGCAGAGUGGCGGAGCAGAAGCAGCUUCAAUUGAAGGCCAUACACAGUCCUAGGUUAAAAAGUCCCCCCAGCAGCAGCGUGGGGAGACG